Salvelinus sp. IW2-2015 is the source of this 2067-nucleotide messenger RNA. RefSeq names its product sodium- and chloride-dependent GABA transporter 2-like. Gene Ontology annotation, biological process: sodium ion transmembrane transport. Gene Ontology annotation, cellular component: plasma membrane. The record is from RefSeq and is a predicted model, not a curated record. Gene Ontology annotation, molecular function: gamma-aminobutyric acid:sodium:chloride symporter activity. Lineage: Eukaryota; Metazoa; Chordata; Actinopteri; Salmoniformes; Salmonidae.
AGAGAAAAGUUGACGAGAAGCUCAUUGAAGGCUGAACUAAAGUUUGGAGUUACAGAGAUCCCCGCCCCUCCAUGCACGUUAUAUAGUGCAACCUGGACACCAACAGGCCAAUAUCUGGCUAACCAUUCAAACCAUAAGGCUGUCUUUACAUCACUAUGAAAGGCGACAUGGAGAGCCUGCCCAAGAUGGACCCCUCCAACGACCACAGUCGGCCCCUGGACAUUGUGCCACAGAGCGAUGAGAAGAUGAAGGAGAGGGGUCAGUGGGGCAACAAGGUGGAGUUUGUCCUGUCUGUCGCCGGGGAGAUCAUAGGACUGGGAAAUGUGUGGCGCUUCCCUUACCUGUGCUACAAGAACGGAGGAGGUGCGUUCUUCAUCCCCUACCUGAUCUUCCUCUUCACGUGUGGGAUCCCAGUAUUCUUCCUGGAGACAGCUCUAGGACAGUACACCAGCGAGGGAGGUGUCACCUGUUGGAGGAAGAUCACUCCACUGUUUGAAGGAGUGGGCUACGCCACACAAGUCAUCGUGGCUCUGUUGAACUUCUAUUACAUCAUCGUCCUGGCCUGGGCCAUCUUCUACCUGUCCUACUCCUUCACCUGGGACCUGCCCUGGGCCUCCUGCAACAACACAUGGAACACAGAUUCUUGCAUGGAGUUCCAGAGGAGGAAUGACUCUUUCAAUCAGCCACGUCUGAACGCCACGUCUCCUGUCAUUGAGUUCUGGGAGCGGAGGGUUCUGCGUAUCUCCUCUGGCAUAGACAAUAUAGGAUCUCUCAACUGGGACCUGGUGCUGUGUCUGGCCAUAGCCUGGAUACUGGUUUACUUCUGUAUCUGGAAGGGAGUCAAAUCCACCGGCAAGGUGGUGUAUUUUACAGCUACCUUCCCCUACAUCAUGCUGUGUAUCCUGCUCAUCAGAGGGGUCACCCUACCGGGAGCCUUCAUAGGAAUCAAGUUCUACCUCUACCCAGACCUGGGCCGCCUGUCCGACCCACAGGUAUGGAUGGAUGCAGGGACUCAGAUCUUUUUCUCGUAUGCCAUCUGUCUGGGGUGUCUGACUGCCCUGGGGAGCUACAACAAGUACAACAACAACUGCUACAGAGAUUGCUUGUCGUUAUGCUUCCUGAACAGUGGGACCAGUUUCGUGGCUGGCUUUGCCAUCUUCUCCAUCCUGGGCUUCAUGUCUUAUGAGCAAAAUGUGCCCAUCUCAGAGGUGGCAGAAUCAGGUCCUGGUCUGGCCUUCAUAGCUUUUAUAGCGUACCCCUGUGCUGUGUCUAUGAUGCCCUUUCCUCUCUCUCUGGGGCCUGUUUUCUUCUUCAUCAUGAUUCGUCUUUCUGGGCUGGGACAGCCAUUUGUGUGUGUGGGAGAGUCUGUGACGGACGCCCAUGUGGACAUGUACCCUAAAACGUUUCGUCGUAAGAACCGCAGAGAGCUCUUCAUUCUGGCGGUGGCCAUCUUCUCCUUCCUCAUGGGUCUCAUCAUGCUGACAGAGGGAGGCAUGUACGUCUUCCAACUCUUUGACUACUAUGCUGCCAGUGGGAUGUGCCUGCUCUUUGUGGCUGUCUUUGAGACAGUUUGCAUUGCUUGGAUUUAUGGUGCUGACCGUUUCUAUGACAACAUUGAGGACAUGAUUGGCUACCGCCCUGGGCCUAUUAUCAAAUACUGCUGGAUGUACUUCACUCCUGCUACCUGCUUAGGUACUUUUGCCUUCUCCCUGAUCAAGUACACCCCUCUGAAGUACAACAAUGAGUAUGUGUACCCCUGGUGGGGCUACGGCCUGGGCUGGCUCCUGGCCCUGUCCUCCAUGCUCUGUGUCCCCCUCUGGGUGGUCAUCAAAAUGUGUUCUGUGGAAGGCACCCUGAAGGAGCGCUUUAUAAUCCUGACCACACCGUCCACUGACUUACCCAAAACCAAGAAGGAGCAAGAGAAGCUGCUGGCCAUCUUUGCUGCCGAUGGGGACAGCCUCCGUCAGAGACACCCUCCCACCAAGGAAGGCUACUUCCCCGUCAACGAGAAGGAGUCCAACUGCUAGAGCUGGGAACGUGGACCCAGYCCUUSUGAGGUCCCAUGUC